AAGCGAGCGUCUCUGGAACCCAGCUCUUCCUGUGUAUUUUUCUCAGAUGUUUCCCUCGCAAGGAUGACUGAGAUGGAGAUGACCGCUGCUGCUCAUCGCCUGGUCUUGGCUGGGGACUUGGAGACAUAGAGCAAGGACUGGUGCAGGUUGCACCUGAGCGACAGUUACCUGGGAGCCGGCUCCUGGAGAUCUUUUGCAGCCCUGACCCUGCCUUGAGCCUCGGAGUGUGAACUCUGGUCCUUUGCUUCUGUAACUGAGGAGCAACCCUCAGCUGCUGUUUUCAUAGAGAGAAGCCUAGCGGGAGUCCUGUGCCAAAAUAGGGCUGCUGGACUCGGACCCUUUGGCCGGAGACCCAAAGACACCGAAGAUGUCAGAGUCACGGGUGAAGAGGCUGGCCACUACGCUGAUGGAUGCCACCACAGAUAAGGACCCGAUGGUCCACGAGCAAAUCUUCAGUGCCCUUUGCUAUUUGGGCGGGCAGGAGCCAGAGGAGAUCUUGAAUGCCUGCGAGGAGUACCUGCGGCAGCAUGACAAGCUGGCUUACCCCCACCGGAUCAUCAUCCUGAGGGCCAUGGAGGCAGUGGUCAGGAGCAGCCUGGCUCAGCUGGACAAGAGCACGGCCAAGAUCGUUAUCUUCUUGGCCUCCAAUGAAAUGACCAAAUCGAAGGAGGUCAUCUUUGAGUGGCAGCAGGCGGCCAGCAACGUCCUCGUGGCGGUGGGAAGGCGCUUCAUCAACAAGGUGAUGGAGGAGGUGCUGACCAAGUUCCAGCCGGGAGUCCUGCCUCACUACUUCAUUGUGCAGACUUUUGCCAACCUCUCUGUGGCAAACGUUUUUGGGAUGGUGCCUUUCCUCAACUCCAUUCUGGGGACCAUGCUGCCCAUGUUGGCGAUGGCCAAGCAAGACAACAUGAAGUCCGUCUUCUGCUACGCUUUGCAGUACUUCAGCGAGAGCAUCCAGGAGUACUUGGCAAACCUGGACAAGGCUCCGGACCCCACCGUCCGGCGCGACACCUUCUCCAGUGAGAUCUUCAGCGCCUAUGAAGUGCUUUUCAACAGUUGGCUCCAGAGCCGGGAAGCCAAGCUGAGGCUGGCGGUGGUGGAGGCCCUGGGGCCCAUGAGCCACCUCAUGCCCAGUGAGAAGCUGGAGGAGCAGCUCCCUCGCCUCAUCCCAGGCAUCCUGGCGCUCUACCGGAAGCCCGCAGAGGCCUACUACGUCUCCAAGAGUUUGUGCCAGAUUCUCGAAGCCUCUGUCAACAUCGGGAGCCGGACGUUGGAUACGCAGCUGGACACCCUCCUCAAUGCCCUGCAGCUCCAGAUCUGUGCCCCUCUGGAUUCCUCCAUGCCAGUCCCUCUGAAGAAUCACAACGAGGUCCUUCGGUGCUUCACUGUGCUUGACUCUCCUUCCCAGACCGCUGCUCGGAUUCCUGCUCCCGAAACUGAGUCAGGCAAUGAAAGACCCGGGUGGGGACCCUCGCCAUCCUCUGCGCAGAUCAUCAACCGCCUGUUCUGCUCAGCCUUGCAGGUGAAGCCCUUGGAUCUUGGGGUUCAUUGGUCAAGGCACAACUCUUCUCAGAUGGAGAUCAAGAAACCCUUCAUCCUGUCUUCCAUGAAGCUGCCUCUGCAGGACAACAGCAACAAGGUGAAGCGGGCGGUGGUCCACGUGAUCAGCGCAAUGGCCCACCAUGGAUACCUGGAGCAGCCAGGUGGAGAAGCCUUGAUUGAGUUCCUCAUCCGGCAGUGUGCCCUCCCUGUCAACCAGUCCCCGCAGGUGCCCCGGCGGCAUUCCCUGGAGACGGAGGACUUGACCGACAGCCAUGUCAGGGACAUCAGUGUCAACACCCUCUUCCUCAUCAGCACCACAGUCGACAGGAUGGCCGAUGUUCUCUGGCCGUACCUCCUGGCGUUUGUGACUCCCAUCCACUUGACCAAUGCCUUGACCCCGCUUUGCAAGAGCCUCAUCUUUCUGGCUGCCCAGAGGCAAGAGGAGGAAGGGGCCGAUUUCCAGCUCCCCUACAACAACAAUGCAGGCCUUCCGUCCCCAUUUGCCCUGACGGCCAGGCUGCUGGUGGCGGCUUCCCAGCCUUACCUGGGGGACGGCCGGGGAGCAGCCUCCCUCCGCCUCCUGAACAUCCUCAACCUCAGCGUCCACAAGGCCCUGAAGCCCCUCUGGACCAAGAAGAUCCCAGCUCUGGUGGAACACCUGGAAGCAAACACAAAGUCCUCUCUGUUCCAGAAGGAGUGGGAGGAAAAGCUGCUGAAGUUUCUUCAGGAGACCCUGGAUACCAUUUCAGACACUUCUUGGACUUCUCAGCUGAUUCUGGAAAUGUGCCGGCAGCUGAACAGUUACAACGGAUCGCCUUUGGAGAAGAACUUCCUCUACAAAUGCAUUGGGACCACACUAGCCACCUGUGCCAACAAGGAUCUGGUGCGGAAACAGCUUCAGGAGCUCCUGGAAACAGCCCGGUAUCAGGAGGAGGCCGAAAGGGAGGGUCUUGCCUCUUGCCUGGGGCUCUGUGCGGUAACCCACCUGGAUGAUGCCCUCACCAAGCUGGAGGAGUUUGUUAAGUCGGACGUCUUCAAGAAGUCUGCAGGCCUCUUCAGCAUCUUCAAGGAUCGCAGCGACCAUGAGGUGGAGAAGGUCAAGAGCACCCUCAUCUUAUGCUACGGCUAUGUGGCCAGGCAUGCGCCGGGAGAGCUGGUGCUGGCCCGGAUGGACGCUGAAAUCCUCCGAAAUGUCUUCCAUUACUUCAACACAAAGGUUCUUGGAAUAAAGGUAGAAACCAAGGACCUAACCCUGAAGCUGUGUCUCAUCCGGAGCAUCUGCAUGAUUUGCCAGGCCAUCUGUGCCAGCUCCCAGUCUGGGGACUUCACCUUCUCCCGCAAGGCUGAGCUUGUAUCUCAGAUGAUGGACUUCAUCAAAGCUGAACCUCUGGACUCCUUGCGCACUCCCAUCCGCCAGAGAGCCAUGAUGGCCUGCAUGUACCUGGUCGUCCUGGAGCCACCUCUGAGCGACGCGGAGAAGGCUGAGCUGAUCGAAACCUGCCUUGGCAGUGUCCUCCCCCUGCCUCUUCCGGAUGCCCCAAGGGAAAAAGAGGGCCUGGCGGCAGACCCUGGGCACAGAGAGCCUCUGUGGAGCAACACCCUUCACUCCCUGAAGGACUUGCUGAAGAGCCUCCUCCACCGGCACAUGACGCCCCACGGCCUGCAGAACAUGUUUGAGCACCUGAGCCCCUGGGUCAAGUCGGCCAAGGAGCACGAGCGAGAGCGAGCCGUGGAGGUCGGGGCGGCCAUCUUGGAGUUCUAUCGGGAGAAGCUGAACGUCAGCACGGUGGUCCCUUUCUACAACCUGGGGCUGCUCAUGGCCCUCUUCUCCCCUCGCUGCACCGACUCCCUGGCCAGCGUCCGCCAGCACGCCGUGGACUGCGUUUACUCCCUCCUCUAUGUCCAGCUCUGCUAUGAAGGGUUUUCCCGGGACCACAGGGACGAGUCCAUUGAGAGGUUGAAAGCCAUGAAGCCCGGACUCAAGGACCCUGAUGUCAACAUCCUCUUCCAGGCCUGCUGCAACAUUGCCAAGGUCAUUGCCAAGCGCCUCCCGCCUGACCAGAUGCUGAGCCUCCUCCUCUCCAUGUUGGAGGGCUUGGCAGAUCCAGACCGGAACUGUUCGCGGGCGGCCACUGUGAUGAUCAACUCCAUCCUGAAAGAACGGGGGGCUGUCUUGCUGGAGAAGGGGAUGACCUCCACUUUUCGGGAGAAGCUGAAUCAUAGUAUGCAUGUGGGGCAGGGAGAUUCUGGAGUGAGGAAAGGAAGGACCUUGGCUGGAACCAUGGCAUUUGAACUCUAUACCUGCACCAUGUGGCGGGCACUGGCUUCGGAGCCCCCCCUGACCUCCCAGGUCUUGGAGCUGCUGCUGGAGAAAGUCAACCGGGACGUCCCAUACAAGGAGAGCAGGUCCUUCUUGCGGGGAAGCGGUGCAGAACGCGUGGCCACUGUCUUCCCCCUUUCGGCCACAUGCGCUUUGCAUGAGAUCGUGUCUGUCCGGGAGUCUGGGCCGGCGGUUGUGGGCCUCUAUGCGGAGCUGUUUGUGUCCCUCCUGCUUCGGGUCAGCUGUACGGUGGGCGUCCAUCCCCCCAAGAACCUGCAGCCCAAAGAGAGGAAGAGCACCGGAGGACGUGGCAGUGGGCAGCCCUUCCGGACUCUGGAUCCCUGCAGUUCUGCAGUGGAGACCCUGAAGGCCAUGCUGACCCAGGGGGGCAGCGAAGAGGUGGUCCGGGCUGUGGCCGAGGCGGAGGGCUGGGAGUGGCUCCGGAGCAUGGAAAGGCACCACGACGGCGUAGCCCUUCUGGCCAGUGCCAUGGCGAAGCAUGCGGGGCCCAAACUCUCCCCGAUCGUGAAGAGCCUCUCCCCGAUGCUCAACAGCCUCUAUGACAGCCAGCGGGUGACCACCACGGCCUUCUUCGCGGAGCUCCUCAGCAGCAAUGUGGUGAAUGACCUGAUUCUCCUGGAGACCAUCAUGGACAGCAUGACCGCCCGGCAGAGGGACCCUUGCACCCUCGUGCGCAUGCUGGCUCUCCGCGGGCUGGGCAACAUCGCCUCAGGAUCGCCAGAGAAGGUGAGGAAGCACGGGGCCCAGCUCCUGGCCUCCAUGAUGAACGGCAUGGACGACAAGGAUGACCCCCACCACGCCGUCGCCCUGGAAGUCAUGUCCAGCCUCUCCAAGCUCCUGGCCUUCGUUGAGGAGAGGGACGUCCGCUCCAUGCUGCUCCACAUUGCCAUCCGCAUCCGGCCGUUCUUCGACAGCGAGAACCACGAACUCCGCCGGUCGUCCAUCGUCCUCUUUGGGAACCUGACCAAGUUCAGUGCCGGGAGUUGUGAGGACGCCUUCUUUGAGCAGAUCCUGAAUGGUCUGGUGACGCUGCUGCUGCACCUUCAGGACCCAAAGCCAGAGGUCAUCAAGGCCUGCAAGUUUGCACUGCGCAUGUGUGGCCCCAGCAUGGGCUGCCCAGUCCUUUGCGACAUGUUCCAGAACCACCUCCAUGAAGACCGGACUCUCCACUAUGGCGAGUUCAUGAACGAUGUGUGCAAACAUCUGAUGCAGAGCUACCCGGACACUUUGAGCCGCUUGGUCGCCACCAAUCUCUUCUACUUCAAGAGCAACUGGGCGGACAUCCGAGCUGCCGCCCCUAUGUUUGUAGGCUUCCUCGUCCUUCAUGUCGACCAAGUCCACGGCCAGCAACUGAACCUGGAUGAGCUCAUUGCAGCUCUCACUGUGCUGCUGAAGGACCCUGUGGCUGCCGUGCGCAUGAAGGUGGCCGAGACCUUGGGCCGUCUGGUCAGGAUCGUUUGAGGGCCACCUUUCUUCUGAGGGGUCCAAGCAGGAUGAUGCCUGAAGGGACAGAACCCGAUUGGACUCUUUCUCCCCUCCACCCUAAAUCUCUGUCCCUUGCGGCGGGCACCUCUUGGGCACGGUACGUCUUCCAGAGCAACACAAAUGCACCUUGACCGUCACAUCCAUCUUCCAAGGGAUGGCCCACGGCAGCAGGAUCCAGCACCUUCUUCCCUCCCCCAACAUGGCAGAAGUCUUCCGAUGCACUUUGAAUGCUGUGGGAGCCACUCAGCAGAGCCUAGGAUGGUUAUAUGGUUAUUUUCACAAGCAUCCCCACUCCUCCAAAGAGGACCCUUGCGCACCCGUCACCCUUCCUUCUCCCCACAUCCCUUUCUCCUUGGCCAUCAUGGACCUUUUCCAGGACAAAGAACGCCUUUCCCCAAACAGGGACUUUGAUGGGGUGGGCAGAUCAGCACUUUCCCCGUCAUGCCUCGGAAACAGUAAGUCCCCUUUUGGCACCCAUGGCCGGCAUUGCCCACGCACCUUCCCUCUCUGCCAUGGGUUUGCUGGGGCAAACAGCUCCUGCCCUUCCAGAGCUUCCACAGGUUCAUGCAUUGCUCCUCUGGGGAGGAACUUGUACAUACAAUCAGACAACUUAUUUUUAAUAAAUGAAUUGCUUCUCAGGAACCCA
Molecule: messenger RNA, 6014 nt
Organism: Sceloporus undulatus (fence lizard)
Lineage: Eukaryota; Metazoa; Chordata; Lepidosauria; Squamata; Phrynosomatidae
Gene: MROH1
Product: maestro heat like repeat family member 1
Exons: 43
Coding region: 368-5344 (1658 amino acids)
Cellular component (GO): cytoplasm
Source: RefSeq, a predicted model, not a curated record